Molecule: messenger RNA, 1287 nt
Organism: Solanum tuberosum (potato)
Lineage: Eukaryota; Viridiplantae; Streptophyta; Magnoliopsida; Solanales; Solanaceae
Exons: 4
Coding region: 1-1287 (428 amino acids)
Source: RefSeq, a predicted model, not a curated record
AUGACGGAAAAUGUUGGGACAUCCUCAAAUUUUCAUGUCUCGCCUACUUUUGAUGCAGAUGAUUAUCGGUAUGUCCAACACUUGAUUUUUUAUUCAACUAGUGAUAGUGAUGAUUUGCCUAAUACCGAGGAAUCAGGAGAUAAUGUUCCAUUUGAGGCAUCAUCUAGUGAUGAUGAUUUUUUAAUGCCCAUUCGGUCGCCAAAAUCAAUGUCCAUGAGUCCGUUUCGCAAUCAUGAAAUUCCUUAUCUUGAUCAUCUCCUAGAAGGUUCAAAUAUCUUUGGCGAUACACAUGAUGAAUAUUCAUCACAACAUACGUGGCGUGAAUCGGAAGUUUUCAUGAAUAGUACUAUUUAUAUUGAAAAAGGCAUGUUAUUCAAUUCAAAGAAGCAGUUGCAAAGAGCAGUUAAGCUUCUACAUUUAAAGAUAGCGAGAGAGUACUUUGUUAUUAAAUCGACAAAGAAAUCAUGGCGACAUGUUUGCAGGCGUGUAGAACAAGGAUGUCGAUUUAGGCUAACUUCUUUUAUUGAAAAACAUACUAACAUGUGGAAAGUUGGAAGAUACAUUAAAGAACAUACAUGUAAUAUGGGUACGUGCCGCGAUGGACAUUUUAACUUGGAUGUUGAGAUGAUUGCUAACGUCCUCCGUGUUGAUAUAGAAAAAACGCCAAGGUUUCCUAUCAAAGACUAUCAAACAGCCGUUCUUAAAGCAUAUGGCAUUUCGAUAAGCAGAAGAAAAGCCUAUAUUGGUCGCAAGCGUGCUUUUGAAAAAGUAUAUGGUACUUGGGAAGGUUCUUUUGCCGAGUUGUCGAGGUUCAUGGAAGCUUUGAAACACUUCAAUCCCGGAACAAUAGUUGAAGGGAAAACAGAGCGGCGUAUCGAUGUUAUUGAAGAUGUAUUCAACUAUGUGUUUUGGACUUUUAAACCAUGCAUUGAUGGGUUUGUGUUUUGUCGUCCUGUUAUAUCGAUUGACGGAACACAUGUCUAUGGAAAAUAUGAUAUCAAGUUGUUGAUUGCGAUUGCAACGGAUGGUAACGGCUCAAUAUUACCUUUAGCAUUUGCAAUAGUUACGAAUGAGAGCAUGGAGACGUGGAGUUUAUUUUUGGAUAAUUUGCACUUGCACAUUGUCAAGGGUCGUAGAGAUAUAGCAUUGAUUUCAGAUAGGCAUCACGGAAUACUCUCAUCCGUCUGCAAAUCACAGGAGAAAAAGUUUUUGAAAAAAAUGGAGAUGAUCAAGGAGAUUAACCCGGAAGCGUAUGUGUGGUUAAUGAAGAACGAUCUUGACAAAUGA